Fusarium venenatum is the source of this 2736-nucleotide messenger RNA. The record is from RefSeq and is a predicted model, not a curated record. NCBI's taxonomy places the organism in Eukaryota, Fungi, Ascomycota, Sordariomycetes, Hypocreales, Nectriaceae.
AUGGCUUUGAAAAGCCCCGGACACAGAUCAGUUAACCAAUCUUCGCUUCAGAGCACCCAUCGCACUCAUGAAAGCACUUCCAACCCUCCAAGGCAACGAUCUCCAUCUCAGCCGCGGUUGCCCUUCCAGAGCUUGAACGAGACUUCUGUCCUUCUCCGCCCUCCUGGGCCUCUCGAGAGUAUGCUCAAAACAACUACAGAGACGGGCGACCUGGGUAUUUAUUCCAUCAACCUGCCGUCUUUGGGCACACGUCAUCACCAACCUCGCUCAAGAGACAGCCACGGGGACAAGAAACGACAGUCUAGGUCUCGACAAGAUGGCCCCAAGUACGGUGCAACAAGGGACGAUCGCAAACUGCUACCCUCAUAUCGAGACCCUACGUCCGAAAUUCUGUCUCUAUACGGCGGUUCUCGAACCCCUUGUUCCAGGUCCUACUCUCCAACUUCGGAGGAUCAGCGUUCGCACUCCCUAACAACUUGUAGUUCAAGGCGAGUGCCUUCCUACAAAUCUUCAGGGAUAUUCAGCAGUCAACAAAGCAAUAGUGGGCUUCAACGUCCUCGCUCACCGUUUCCAUAUCCAGCGCGUCUGAAGCGGCCUGGGAUUCGGCCUUCUUCGCCAGCAGUGGCAGAUAACGGCCUCGUUGGUUACAGAGAAAUGGUUGAGAUUGACAGGUCCGCGCACCGCACAACUUCUGGGUCAUACAUGACGAGAGGCUGUCUCAGGUAUCGCCAAUACCCCCCUUUGUCUCUGAGACCAGAGUGCAGUCGUUCGACGUCUUCGCUACCUAUACGCACAUCAUCAGCACAUUAUUACGAAUCGGUAUUAGACUCUUCAGAGGGCCUGAUACAGGUGUAUCCCAAAUCUCCAUAUAGCCAGUUCGUGGCAGGAGACCAGAGUAUUCGCUCGGCUAGCCCGACUUCUGUCGUAGAAAUGUACCAGUGCAGAUCACCGGAUGGCUCUACCCAACCCAUCCGUUCUCCCUACUCCGUUUACUACGACUACACCGAAGAACGCGAUGAGGAAUUCCCGGACAAACUGUCAAAUGAGUCGCCAGUUUGUUCUCCUGGCGGAAACUUCAAGAACAUUUCACCCGGGAAUGCUGUGCAGGAUGCAAGCGGGGAAAUCGACACUCCCGGGCGUAAAAGCAAUGGGAUCAAGUCAGCCCUGUCUAUAUCCAGCAUUCACCGGCGACUCAUUGGCGAACUCAACUAUGGCACGAAUAAUCAGAAUAUCUCAAUACCAACGAAAAGAAGCUACCUAUCGUUUACGCCGCCGGUACAAACGCAGCCACAAAAUCAGAUGGGUUCUCGUGAUAUUGUAACUUCGACUCCAGCGGAACGUGUGUCAGCUGUUCAAUCUAGUGACUCGAGUGACGAUGACUGGGUAUGGGAUAAACCAGAAGGUGAUGCAGCCAUUAAGGAUAGCCCAAUUGUUCGGGGUGUUUCUUGUCUUCCCUCCAAGGCGACUGGUCCAUGCCUCCAUGAACGGAGGCCACAGACGAAUGAGAAUGAUGCAGUUAUAAAGCUGCCUUCUUGUCAGGAACACCAUUGUCUCAACGCUAACACAACUAUUGGAGACGAAGGUCACACAAACAAACAGGUUACAGACGAGAAGAAUGUGCAGGAAUCAAACGCGCAUGCAACGAUUCUGUCGCCCAACCCCAUCUCACCUACACAUCAGCUGAGACUAUCGAACAAUAUAACACAACUGAUGAAGCCCUUACCACCAUUGCCUCAUGAGAAGCAAUGUAACAGCCAAAAUCCAUGUGCAGCCUCAUAUGAAUAUACCAAAGACCACACGAGGAUUUCGUUCGCCGGCAGCCCUAUCGAUACCUCUAUUGCUGUUCGGCCAGGAAGUGGUACCGGCAAGACGUCCUUAGAGCCUGUGUUCGGCGGCAAGGACUUGAGGACCCCGUCUCAUCAGUGGAUACAGAGUCAGCCUCAAAUGAACCAAUCGCGAUUUAAAGUUCGCGUGAAGUCGUCUCAGUCAACUGGGCUUCACAGCAAAUGGAUCGCGGAUUCUCCCAAAGUGCCGGGAAGAAGCUCCAGUAGUCCUGUCAAGCCCAGACUCAGGCUCAAGGUAUCUCGAAACCGCGUGAGCAGUAAGUUGAUGAGCCCCCGUGAUACUCAUGUACACAAUGAGGGUCUUCGACAACACAAGUCAUUCCUAGAGUUGGGAAAUGUUCCUCGGCGAGAAGCCUCGUCGGACGGGUCAAGUUUUGGGGAAGCACUUGAGGAACAGUUGGUUCAGAUCAAUUCCGACAAACGACUUUCUAAUAUUGACGAGGGUACCGCACGAGGGCGUUCACCACAGAUAUCUGACCAAUUCGACAUUUCUUAUCCAUCCCCAGCAGAAGAAAUAAUAGUAGCUGAAUUAGUGCCUCGAUCAAAUCGAGAGAGUAGUCCAGAUCCACCCGACCGACAGCAACAGAACUUCGUCAACAGACCCAGCCUGAGACCCUUGAGGUACAAGACGCCUGGUCUUCAGUCAAAUAGAGCGACGAAGGUAGAAGGGAUGCAACUAUGGGCUCCGUCCAAUAUUCAUGAAAUCAAUCUGGCAACAUUGGGUUGCGACAUUGUUUCUGAUUCAGACAAAUCUACCUUGGCGCCUAGCCAAAUUACUGUGAUGCUGUCACAACGACUAAGAAACAAGACGCUGCGAGUGAAGCGCUGGGUGUUAGAGCUAAAGCGGACAGUACAAAUUUUGAUGAGGAGAGCCCAUAAUCGACGGCAAUAG